AUGGCUUCAGCAGUAACAGAUCUCGAGACUGGCCUCCAGGCCAUGCUCAACCUCAAGCCUCCCGGCGUUUCCGGCUCUCGCAUCACAAGUUUGACUUCGCUUUGCGUCGCCAAUAUUCAGUCUGAAUCCGUCCUUAUUCAAAAAAUCUACACCCACUUCAAAAAGACUCCGGGAACCCAUAAGCUUGGUGUUCUCUACGUCGUAGACUCAGUAACCCGAAAAUGGCUCGAGCAGGCCAAGGCACAAGGCCAGCCCAUUAACAGUUCUGCUUCUGAUGGCACAUAUGCUGCUGGAGUGCACCGAGUAACCGAACUGAUGCCCGUAUUGAUGAAUGAUAUUACUCAAUCCGCCCCUGAAGACCAAAAGCUCCCAUCUAACCAUCUCUCGGCAGAAACCUCUACAACUCCUCCUGGUAGCCCACCUCCAAACGUGUUGGCGUCGCUGCAGGGUCGCCAGCCAACAUCUACCGCCGCUCCUGCUUCUACAACCGCCAAUGGCUCUUCCAUUCUCGAGGCUCUUGCCAACAUCGCCCGUCAAAAUACCACAUCUAGCGCCGCUCCUAGUAAUGGCAACCUGCCUGUUCCAGCCGCAUCGUAUAGCAUGCCGGCCUCUGCCUUGCCGCAACCCGUGUCUUCUUCGCAGGCGCCCUCGUCUUAUUCUGCUGCUUCACAGCCAGUAAAUAUGCCCUUUAGUCUGGCUCAGAUGCUGGGACAGAAUGUACCGGCCCAGGGAAUGCCCGCAAAUACCGUCCCCCAGAUGCCAGCCGCCCCUGGCGUAGCGCCUGGUGGCAUGGAUCCCAACACUCAGCAGCAGAUUAUGCUCAUCAAGCUUCUAGCUGAUCAAGGUGUUCCUUUUGAUAAGAUACCUGCCCUGAUCCAGAGUAUGACUGGCGGAGCUGCUGUUGGCCAGCCUACUCCUGCUCCUGCUCCUGCUCCCGCUGUUCAAGGCUCUUUUCCUGUCCAGCCGGCCUGGGGAGCACCCUCCAAUGGCCCAUCGCGUGAGGAUCCUCGCAAUCGCGCGUAUGGCGAUGGCGGCAGAUCUCCUAAUAGAUUUCACAACGGUCGAUCUCGCUCCAGGUCACCCGACCGAUGGGGUCAGCGCGGCUCUCCGCGUGGAGGACGUGACUUUGGCGGCCGUAAUAGCCCCCCUCGGGGUCGUCACGAAGACAGAGAUCGCAACGCCCGUAGAGGGAAUGAUUUCCGCCAGCGCAGCCCUCCAGGUGGUCGUCGUGGCAGGUCUCCAUCGUCAAGCGGCGAACUGCCCCACGUUGACAGAUGGAUCGAAUUUGAUCAAAGCCUUCUUCCUAACUCGAUCCGCGUUCUUAGCCGAACCCUUUUCGUUGGAGGUGUAACUUGCCCCGAGCCCGAGCUGCGCGCUAUCUUCGGUCGCUACGGCACCGUUCAGACUUGCAUUGUCAACAAGGACAAGAGGCACGCCUUCGUCAAGAUGCUGACUCGCAAGGAUGCCGAGAGCGCUAAAACCAACAUGGAAGACAACAGACACCUGGACAUUCCACUUCGCACGCGUUGGGGAGUCGGCUUCGGCCCCAGAGAUUGCAGUGACUACGCUACUGGCGUCAGCAUCAUCCCGAUCCCUAAGCUGACCGAGGCUGAUCGCAAGUGGAUGUUGACGGCGCCUUACGGCGGCAGUGGCGGCCGACCCAUUGAGGCCGGUCUCUGUGUCGAGGAGCCGGACAUUGAAAUCGGUGCCGGCGUCUCGUCCAAAGCCAUCAGCCGCCGUAUGCAGACUGACAAGGGCGGUCAAAAUGGCCCCAAGUCGACCCGGCAGCGUGAUGACGACUGGUCCCAGGACGACAAUGGUAGCCACGGGCGCGGUGGGCGCGGCAGCAGCGACCGAGGCACCGGAGCCAACCAUGGUCAGGGUGGCCAGAUGCCCGGAUUUCCGUUUGGAGUUGGCACGCUACCGAACGGCAUGCCCAAUUUUCCCCAAGGCUUCCAGUUCCCACAGUAA
Molecule: messenger RNA, 1971 nt
Organism: Cordyceps militaris CM01
Lineage: Eukaryota; Fungi; Ascomycota; Sordariomycetes; Hypocreales; Cordycipitaceae
Product: RNA binding protein Nrd1, putative
Exons: 5
Coding region: 1-1971 (656 amino acids)
Cellular component (GO): U2-type catalytic step 1 spliceosome; U2-type catalytic step 2 spliceosome; Prp19 complex
Molecular function (GO): U6 snRNA binding; pre-mRNA binding
Source: RefSeq, a predicted model, not a curated record